Psilocybe cubensis is the source of this 678-nucleotide messenger RNA. RefSeq lists its product as uncharacterized. The coding region runs from base 1 to 678 and encodes 225 amino acids. NCBI's taxonomy places the organism in Eukaryota, Fungi, Basidiomycota, Agaricomycetes, Agaricales, Agrocybaceae. The transcript is spliced from 5 exons. The record is from RefSeq and is a predicted model, not a curated record.
AUGGAAGGAUCAGCCAGCUCCUGCCAAGUUGGUCCGGAUGGGUUGACCAAACAGCAGAGAUAUUUGCAGAAAAAUCGGCAGAAAAUCAAUGCAAAGAAUGCGCACAGGAAAUUACUGAGGCAAGAAGAGGCCGAAAUAGCAAACACCCUGGAGGUUGAUAGCGAGGACGUUAUUAUUUCAGAGUCUAGGGUAGAACAACCUCAACGGGACAGUGCCAUAUCUGUGGAUCAAUCCACACAAACUGAACUUGAAAACCCCGACCAGCCAAGGCCUGAGGGGUAUUAUACAUCCCAGGAAUAUUAUGCAUCACAAGAGUUCGACGACUUGAUGCAUGAAAAGCUGAUGAAAUUGGAGCGUCUGGAUCGAGCAAAGAAGGCCGAGGAGGCUUUCGAGAAAGGUAUUCAAGAAUACGAAGAUUUCUCCAAGGCCCUGAAACAACGAUGGACCAUUCACUCAGGGUGGAAAUACCCUCGACGAUUUAAAGGCAGUAGAUUGGAAGAGCGAUGCCGACAGCUUCAAGGUUUCCUACAAGAGGCAGACGAGCUGAAUUGCAAUCUUCUGCAAGAGACACCUCCCAGUGAGCCCGAAUGGUUUGAAAUAUUUCUUCAGGUUCGCGAGAUUGUAGCAAAACGAGGUCAUCUACAAGUAGUAUAUCACACACUCAUGGAUACAGUGUAG